Neohortaea acidophila is the source of this 1140-nucleotide messenger RNA. RefSeq names its product NGG1p interacting factor 3. The transcript is spliced from 5 exons. Lineage: Eukaryota; Fungi; Ascomycota; Dothideomycetes; Mycosphaerellales; Teratosphaeriaceae. The coding region runs from base 1 to 1140 and encodes 379 amino acids. The record is from RefSeq and is a predicted model, not a curated record. Gene Ontology annotation, cellular component: cytoplasm; mitochondrion.
AUGUUGCCAAUCGUGUCUCGUGCCACGAUGUCGUCCGCGCCAUACACUCGCGCGGUAGUGAGCGCGAUGCGCAAGCUGUACCCCGAAGCAUUGGCGGACAAGAGUUUCGACAACACCGGCCUCCUGCUGGAAGCUCCCUUUGAUCCGAGACGCAGACAGAGGAACUCUGUUCUGCUGACUAUCGACCUGACCAAGGCUGUGGCGAAUGAGGCUAUUGCGCGCCAGGACUCGAUUGUUGUUGCGUAUCAUCCCAUCAUCUUCCGCGGACUCAAGAGCUUGACGCUCCAGGACUCGCAGCAACAGAGUCUCCUCCGACUAGCUGCCGCGGGUAUCAGUGUCUACAGCCCUCACACAGCCGUCGACUGCGCCCGCGGCGGCCUCGGCGACUGGCUCGCAGACAUCGUAACCGGAACGCCCACCCACCUCCCCUCAGACCCAAAACAGCAACAGCAACAACCCCACCCCUCCGACCACACCUCCCAACAACCGCAAACCAUCCCAAAGAGACCCCUCUACAUGCUCCAACACCACCCCUCACAGCAAACUUUGCAACAAAAAGCCCUCUCCCUCGGCACCAAACCGCACGACCGGCGGCCCAUCGUGCCCACCAGCAUGCCCAACUACUCCCCCGAAGAAACGGGCAUGGGCCGCAUCGUGCGCCUGCACGACGCCGUGCCUCUAACGGCAAUUAUAGACAACAUUGCUCUCGGGCUCGGGAAUCCAAAGGGCUUUCCCAUCGCCGUGCCGCAGGGCAAGCAGAUUAGUGACAUGAUGAUUCGCACUAUCGGGAUCUGCGCGGGUAGUGGAGGCCACUUGUUCGGGGAGUUGAGGGAACCUGUUGACUUGCUUUUUACGGGGGAGAUGUCGCAUCAUGAGGCGCUGGCGGCGAUUGAGAAGGGGCAGUGUGUGAUUGCUUUGUUCCAUAGUAAUACCGAGCGUGGGUUUUUGAGUGGCGUGUUGAAAGGGCAGUUGGAGGGGGAGAUUGCGGAGGAGUGGAAACGGCUUCGAGACGAACAGCGCUCGACCAACGGCGUCGAGCACGACAAGGACUACCUCGCCGCGCUGGAAGACGAGAGCAUCGAAGUGCACGUCAGCGAAGUCGACCGCGAUCCCUACGGCAUCAUGAUCGCCAAGUCCUAA